CGGGCUGGACCAUCGCAGGCAGGGGGGAGGGGAGGAUUGGACUGUACCAAGGCUCCUUGGAUAGGGGUGGGUUCCGGCGUUCCGAACUCCACGGAAAGGGGAACAUUCAGCUCCCCGAGUCCAAACCCAGACUGAGGGGAAGAUGAAACCGGUGAAGAAGGUGGCCUGCUCCUCCUCUUCGAGCACCAGCGCCAGCAGCAGCCGCUCUCCGCCCUCCACCCGCGCCAAAGCCCAGAAGCGCAAGACAGCCCUCGAGGAGGGGCCUAAACCCGACGAGGGGGGAGGGGAGGAGGCUCCCGAUCAGCCCUCCGUGUUUGCGGGGGCCCGGUGCCUGCAAGUGAAGAUGGACCCUAGCCUGCGUGAGUUGGUGGGCGCGCACAAUGACCCCUACAAGCUGCCCGAAGGCGACGGAGAGCCUGGGGUGGAGGCCUGUCUGCUGGAGGCCUCGCCGAACCGCAAAACGGCUGCUUUCAAAGGGCGCGCGCCCUGCAGGAAGUAUCCAGGGGGCGAGGAAUCCAAUGGCAGCGAGGGUUUGGCAGUUCCAGCGGAGGAUGAACCCCAGCGCUGUCCCUCCUCCAGCACGGAUACGGCCAGCGAGCACUCUGCCGACGAGAACGACAAAGGGAUGGGAGACUUGUGGUCAGUGCCCCCGAACGAGUACGACUUGCGGCAGUUGCGCUCCCAGAGAGUGUUAGCUCAGCGGGACGGGAUCUUUCAACCGGCUAUAGUGAAGCAGAUCCGUCGGGGGCAGGACUUGGGGGUGCAGUUUAUCUCCGACCGUGCCAUGGCAUACUACGAAGGGGCACUGGGUUCCGGCACUGUGGAUGUGGUCCUUGAUGCCACGCCCCCACAGGCUGCUUUGACAGUGGGCACGGCGGUCUGCGCUUGUGUGGACUCUGAGGAGACGGCGUAUCGGGAAGGCGCCGUGGUCGAAGUGAGCGCGAAACCGCCCUCGUACAAAGUACUCUUUGCACGUCCUGUGGUCCUUCCUGGCACCACUGUUGCCCGUAAAGACUCCUCAUGGGUACCACGCUCCGCCCUGCGACUUCUGCGGCCGCCUUGGUGGUCCGGAUCCCUCCCUGAUGAUAACAAACAACCCGAGAAGCCCCCUCCCUUGCCGGAAGAGGAAGAGGUGGCUUUGGCUCUUCCGUGCCCGGAGCCAAAGCAGCCGGAAGACGCGGAGGUCUCUAAGAUCAGUGCUGGGGUGCGGGGGGAGGAGAAGUCCGUGGUUGUACCCCCGCAGAUUCUGUCGCCUCCCAAGUCGCCCGCGUUCCCUCGCCUCCCCGAGCAGCCGUCACCUCUGCUGAGCCCGGAAGCGAGCGGGAGCCGCAGCAGCAGCGUGAUGUCCGUAGACAAGUGCAGCACUCCGGGCUCCUCUCGCUCCCGCACGCCCCUCACGGCCGCCCAGCAGAAGUACAAGAAAGGGGACGUGGUGUGCACCCCGAACGGCAUCCGUAAGAAGUUCAAUGGCAAGCAGUGGCGGCGGCUGUGCUCGCGGGAGGGCUGCAUGAAAGAGUCACAGAGGCGCGGCUACUGUUCCCGCCACCUCUCCAUGCGCACCAAGGAGAUGGAGAGCCUUUCCGAGGGACGGGCCAGUGGGCUGCGAGAGGGUAGCGCUGAAUUCGACUGGGACGAGACCUCUCGGGACAGUGAGACCAGCAGCGCUCGAGGGGACUCGCGGCCCCGCCUGGUGGCCCCGGCUGACUUGUCACGGUUUGAGUUUGACGAGUGCGAGGCGGCUGUCAUGCUGGUCUCCCUGGGGAGCUCUCGCUCCGGCACCCCCUCCUUCUCUCCCGUCUCCAACCAGUCCCCCUUCUCGCCUGCGCCGUCGCCAUCUCCCUCCCCGCUCUUCGGCUUCCGUCCGGCCAGUUUCAGCCCCAUCAACGCAUCGCCUGUGAUCCAGCGGGCAGCCGCACGCAGUCGCCACGUCAGCGCCAGCACCCCCAAGGGGGUAGGGGGUGCGGUGCUGAGCCCGGAGAUGCUGCACCAUGCUGCUCCCCGGGAGCGCCACCAUUCCGGGAUCUUGUCCACUUUCCAGACCAACCUGACUUUCACGGUCCCGAUGAGCCCCAGCAAACGGAAAGCCGACUCCCACCACAGCAGUACCGGAUCGGCGGCCGACUUCCAUAAGACUGACAGCCUUGACUCGGGGGUGGAGUCUGUCUCGCAUACGCCUACCCCCUCCACACCUGCCGGCUUCCGGGCUGUGUCACCUGCGGGCGCAGGGUCUUUCUCCUCCCGCUCCCAGCAGGCUUCUCCGCUCCUGCUGGUGCCGCCGCUGGCUGGGUUGACCUCUGACCCCAGCCCCUCUGUGCGUCGUGUCCCGGCUGUGCAGAGGGACUCCCCUGUCAUUGUGCGCAACCCGGAUGUUCCGUUGCCCUCCAAGUUCACCGAGAAACCUCUGGAAGGACGGGUGGGCAGCCCCCGAAUGGUCAAGGCCGGCUCCAAGGAGCACCUGGCAGGCAAAGGACAACUGCAGGUGCCGGUGCCCAUUAAUGUGGGUCGGACUCUGCCUUCUAGCCAGCCUAGUGCAACCUCUGCCCCUGAACAGGUCCCGCCCAUUUUCAGUGUCUCCUCCCCCUUCCAACCAGUUGCUUUCCAUCCUUCUCCAGCCGCCCUGUUACCUGUCAUCGUCCCUGGCGAGUACACCAGCCACCCCGCUCCCAAGAAGGAGAUUAUUAUGGGAAGACCCGGCACAGUGUGGACAAAUGUGGAGCCGCGCUCUGUGGCUGUAUUCCCGUGGCACUCCCUGGUGCCCUUUCUGGCUCCCAGCCAGCCAGAUUCCUCCGUACAGCCCAGCGAAGGUCAGCAACCUGUCAGUCAUCCCUCCACAUCCAGUCAGAACAAAGAGCCUCCGGAAUCAACCGCGGUAGCUCAUGAACUUCCCGGAGCAUCUUCGGGGGCCGAGAUGGGACGGCCGAACACAUCUCACCCCGACAGCCCAGCCCCUCUUCCCCAGCCGUUGACAGUGGCACCGGGAGGGAGCUGCGGGCCCUCACAGCAAGACGACGAUGUCUCGGGGCACCCGCGUCUGGACAGUGAGACGGAGAGUGACCACGAUGAUGCGUUCCUAUCUGUUGUAUCUCCUGAAAUCCAACUCCCGUUGCCACCUGGGAAGCGCCGAACCCAAUCAUUAAGUGCCCUACCCAAGGAGCGGGAUUCCUCCUCCGAGAAGGACGGGCGCAGUCCUAACAAGCAGAGGGAGAAAGAUCACAUUCGGCGGCCAAUGAAUGCUUUCAUGAUCUUCAGCAAGAGGCACCGGGCUCUGGUGCAUCAGCGGCAUCCCAAUCAGGACAACCGGACAGUCAGCAAGAUUUUGGGAGAGUGGUGGUACGCGCUGAGGCCCAAGGAAAAACAGAAGUACCACGACUUAGCCUUCCAGGUAAAGGAAGCCCAUUUCAAAGCACACCCAGACUGGAAGUGGUGUAACAAAGAUAGGAAGAAGUCCAGCUCAGACGUGAAGCCCGCAGGUCCGGGAGGAUGCACCAAGGAGAUGAGAGAGCGCAGCAUGUCGGAGACAGGUACUGCUGCCGUGCCGGGAGGCCCUUCAGAGAUGCAGGCACUGCUGGGGUCAGAGGGCAAAGCUGGGCUUGUGGGAUCUGGGCACGGCCACGGCGAGCGGAUCCUGCCCAUGCCAGGGUCUGGUGCGCAGCGGCCGCGGGCUUUUUCCCACAGCGGGGUGCAUGGGCUGGAGAGUGACCGUGACAGCCAGGUGCUGCAGGAACUCACUCAGAUGUGCUCAGGGCAGUCUCCGUACGUCAGCGGGAAAGGGCAGUAUGGGGGGCUGGGCCCCUCGGGGUCCCCUUUUGCCACUCCAGGUGAGGGACCCCGUACUCCCUUGCUCCCCCACCCGUCCCGUGCCUCACGAUCUCAGAGAGCCACCAGCGAGGACAUGACCAGUGAUGAAGAGCGCAUGGUGAUUUGUGAGGAGGAGGGAGACGAUGAUGUAAUCGCUGAAGACGGUUUCAACCCAGCUGACGUUGACCUGAAAUGCAAGGAGCGCGUGACGGACAGUGACAGCGAGGGGUCCUUGGGGGACGAAACGGACAAUAAGGAUUUUGGGCGGAAGCUGUUCUCCCCGGUGAUCCGCUCAGCAGCCCUGCCCCCCUCCUCUGGUGCCUUUGCCCCCUGCCGUCCCCCACCCCCCUUGGAUCUGGAACCCCCGUCUCCUCAUGGCCCUGAACACCUGCCCUCUUCCAAGUCCUACAGCUCCUUCCAGAUGGCUUCCAGCUCUUUCAAAAGCCAAGACUCCCGAGGUGGGCUCCGUCCUCACAAUGCUCCGGCAAAGCGUCUGGAGCCCCGCUUCGAUCCAGUGGCGGCCCCCUACAGGCGAAAGCGGGCGGACAGCGCUGGCAGUUCCCAGGUGGUUGCCGACACCGGAACGUCGCUCCCAUCGGCACCCAUGCACUCAGUCAUCUCUCCUCCCGGCAGCGUCGUUCAGGCCGUGGUGCUGCCCGAUUCCACCCGCUUGACUUCCGGCACCGUGCUGGUGACUGCCCCGUCCAUGACUGCUCCCAGCGUGGGGGUGAUUGGCUACAGCGGGGUGCCCAACCUGGUCCGCACAGCUUCCACCGUGGUCACCAAUGUGGUCAAGCCGGUCAGCAGCACCCCUGUGCCCAUCGCCAGCAAGCCCCUCCCGCGUGGGUCAGGGGAGGGGCCACCGUUGCUCAGCCCUCCCCCAUCUGAUAAUAGUGGCAAACCUGAAGGGUUUUCCAUGGGGCGCAUUGGACUUGUUUAUGCUGACAAGAAGCACCUGCAGCCCUCCGCGAUGCCUGGCAUUCAAGCCACGUCUCCUCACUUAGUCGCUGGGCCACUCAUCGGGCAAAGCUUGACCACCAUGGGCAAAGGCCCGCCCAGCCAGGGCAGCGUUGUGACCAAUCUUCUGGUGGGGACUCAAGGUUACGGGCAGCCAGGCAGUGCCAGUGGGGCCGGCGUUCCAGUAACGGUCUUGCCACCCGGGGCUGCCAUUACCCAGCAGCCCUCAGUACAGUUCAUCACCCAGAAUCCUCCUGGGCCGGGGCAGAACGGCCCAGUGCCCCUCAGCAUCCUGCAGCCUCAAGGUAUCCUCUCUGGGACAGCAGGCAAGGCAGGCGGCAUCACCCAAGUGCAGUACAUCCUGCCCACGUUGCCUCAGCAGCUCCAGGUGGCUGGUGGGAAAGUGCCAGCCGGGGCGGGGCCCCCCGGGGCCACCAGUAUUCACUUCACUCUGCCCCCAGCCAAUGGAAAAGUCCUCACUGCAUCCCAGGCGAUCCCCAUCAUCCAGCCUGCACCGGGAAGCAGCAAUAACAGCGUCACUGUUGUACCUUCGGCACCCAAAGUUCAGUCUGUGUCUCCAGUACAAGCCCCGUCUCCUGGGAGCUCAGCCCACCUCAUGCCCGGGCAGGUGGUCCCCCCUACAGGCCUCCAGGUGCAAGGCAAGGUCCUGGUGCCCAUGGCAGCCCCUCAGAUGACAGUGCGCACCACCACGGCUGCCCAGCUGCCUCUGGUGACUCCAUCCUUCCCUAUGCCGGUGCAGAAUGGGAGCCAGCCAGCGAGUAAGAUCAUCCAGCUCACGCCGGUGCCAGUGGUCCAGCCCCAGCCCUCUUCGCAAAGCAAUGCCACGCUGAUGCCCCCGCUCAGCCCGGCUGCUCUCCAGGGCACGGUAGCCACAGCGGUUGUGGGCUCUCCCAGCCAAGCCCAGAAAGUCCUGUUGCCCUCCUCCACCAGGAUCACCUACGUGCAGUCAACAGCUGGGCACCCCCUAUCCCUGGGCACCUCGGCCUCCCACACCCAGCCCAGCGCCACCCCAGCCGCACCUGCUACAACCUAUGUCCAGUCCCCAGUGGGCCCUGCCCCCAUGGCGCUGGGUUUUACGGCGAUCGGGCCGAAUGGGCAGGCCAUAGUGCAGCCACUGCUCUCGGGUCAGAGUCCUCUCUUGGCUCCAGGGCAAGUGGGGGUGUCCCCGCUCCAGAGCCCCCAGCUGCCGGCUUCCUGCACCGGACAGGGGCAGGUCAUCACUGCCAUCUAUCCCAACCCCCCAGGGACCAGCCCAGCCCAGCCCGCCACGCACAGCGUGGCCUACACGGUGGCAGCCACAAGCACAGCCAGCGUCUCUUCUCCUACUGCCAUCCUGCCCAAAGGGGGCAACACCCAGAGCUCCGGGAAUCCCAGGCAGAGCCUUGUGUCCUCAGCCACCCAGGUCAUCCCUUCCACACCUGCGCGCCCUCAACGCCCGCCCAUCAAGCCUCUGCAGAAGGUGAAGGCUGCCAUCGCUAGCAUCCCCGUCGGUUCUUACGAGUCGGCCUCUUCGCCAGGUUCGGUCCUCUCCCCUGGGGGCCAGCAGCAGGAGCCUGGAGGAACACGCUACCACCGGGAGGCCGAAGGUGCCGGGGAGCGGGUUGCCCGGGACGCGGGGCCUCAAGAACCACCGCCUUCCCCUGCAUCUCGGGGUGCCGAGCAGAGUCCGGCUGGGCCAGCCAAGCCUCAGGAGCUGAAGCAGGAUUGCUGGGAGCCGGUGUCGCCCCCAUCCCCCCAGCAGCCGCCUGUAACAGAGAUGCCGACUGCCGAAGCCUGGACCCAGCGGGAGACUUCGGUGGGACCUAGUGAGGAGAGGGCGGUGCCUGCCCCACCACUGAGCAGCAAAGGGACUGAGACGGCCCUGAAAUUCCCAGCUUCGCCCGACUGGAGAACAGCGGGCCCAGAGAGUCGCUCCGAGGCUUCGGCCCCACCUGCAGGCCAGUCUUCCCAAAGUCCUGGCCUGUUGAGCUCUGGGGAAAACUCCAGAGUUGGAGCCUCAGCACUCGUGGCAACGACAGCCUCCGCGUCUGAAGAGCCCGAACCAAAGGAGGGUCCCGUGGGGAAGAAAGUGAAAGUCCGACCUCCUCCGCUGAAGAAGACAUUUGACUCUGUUGACAACAGGGUUCUGUCAGAAGUGGAUUUCGAGGAGCGUUUUGCCGAGCUGCCCGAAUUCAAGCCCGAGGAGGUGCUCCCCUCGCCUACUCUGCAGUCCCUCGCCACCUCGCCCCGUGCCAUCUUGGGCAGCUACCGCAAGAAACGCAAGAACUCCACAGACCUCGACUCCUCCACCGAGGACCCCAUCUCCCCAAAGCGGAAGAUGCGCCGUCGCUCCAGCUGCAGUUCGGAGCCCAACACCCCCAAAAGCGCCAAGUGCGAGGGAGACAUCUUUACCUUUGACAAAACAGGCACCGACACAGACGACGUACUCGGAGAGCUGGAGUAUGAGAAGGUGCCCUACUCCUCCCUCCGGCGAACUUUGGACCAGAGGAGAGCUUUGGUCAUGCAGCUCUUUCAAGAUCACGGCUUCUUCCCUUCAGCCCAAGCCACCGCAGCGUUCCAGGCUCGCUACUCCGACAUCUUCCCCACCAAGGUCUGCUUGCAGCUCAAGAUCCGAGAGGUGCGGCAGAAGAUUAUGCAGGCGGCCACCCCGACGGAGCAGGGACCGGGCGCAGCAGAGGCCGGCAGCUCCGCCGGCCAGGGCAGCUCCGCCGAAGGGCCGCCUUCGGAACUGGCUCUGGCACAGGACUCUGCCCCGGGGGCAGAAGCCGCAACCGCCCACCCCACCACGACUGCCGGCUGGGACUGUAACCAGCAGCUUUCCCCCGGGGGCGGCGGCAACAGCGGCAACACCAGCAGCAGAUGAACAGCCGGGGGGCAGCAGCCGAGCAAGAUACAAAACAGCCUUGCGGGGCGGGGGGGGAGGGAGGGGGGACCCUGGAGCUUUGCCCCCCCUCAUCUCUCCUUCCCGCACAUUCUCUUCCCUUGCUAACUUUGCCUUCCCCCGAAAGGGACUGAAAAGGGGAUGUUGGUUACCCUUGUCCUGCGUGAACUCUUCCCAGCCUCCCUCCUCAUUCCUCCCCUGCUGUUUUAGGGGGUGGGGGCUGUGGGCGCCCUCAGGUCCCUCCCACCGAUGGGAGCAGCGGUGCGGAAGAAACAGCAGCCAUUCCAGGGCGUAGGCGGAAGAUGCCAGAUCUCCAAGGGGCGGGGGUGCAGCAGGCCGCGGGCAACAGAUACCUAUAAAGUGACCGGUUCUAGUCCCCCUUCCUCUUUUAACAAUGUUAAAUAUUUCCAGACUAUACCCUCCCACGCAUACUCGUUGCUUCUGUGUCAGUAACUGGGGAGGGAAAAGUCUGCUACAAGGGGUUGGCCGUGCCUCCUUAACGGGAAAUUUGCUUUGGUUGUUCAAAAGGCCAGGUUAAGGAGAGGAGGCAGCGGCAAGAGUAUUGGAAGGUGACUUUUCCCAGGUGGUUAAAAUGGGGAGUUGAGUAGAGUGUUAUCGGUGGGGGGGGGGAGAAGAGAUGUAACCGACUUGCCGCUCAGCCCGACUCCAGCCAGGAACGGAGACGGUCUUUGGGUGCAGGAGACAAUCCGGCUGGAGGGCUGGGCUUGCAAGUGAGGGCCCCCCCCCCCCCCCGAGCGUGAGCGCACUGGUGGCCAUAGCCACAUGUUGACCAUGUGUAACCCCUUCUGUAUCGGGGUGGCCCCACCUCACAUGCUAUUAAAGCUCUUUAACAAUC
Molecule: messenger RNA, 8513 nt
Organism: Sphaerodactylus townsendi
Lineage: Eukaryota; Metazoa; Chordata; Lepidosauria; Squamata; Sphaerodactylidae
Gene: CIC
Product: capicua transcriptional repressor
Exons: 21
Coding region: 143-7639 (2498 amino acids)
Biological process (GO): regulation of transcription by RNA polymerase II
Cellular component (GO): nucleus
Molecular function (GO): RNA polymerase II transcription regulatory region sequence-specific DNA binding; DNA-binding transcription factor activity, RNA polymerase II-specific
Source: RefSeq, a predicted model, not a curated record